AUGGGAGCAGAGAAGGGGACCAUUGUGGUCCAGAGCCUUCCUGCAGAGGCGACAGAAGAGGCUGAACUGUCAUUCCAGUUCACGAAGCAAGAACAUGCCCUCGCUUGGUGGGAUGCCAUGCGUCUACAUUACCCCGCCAUUGGCUGGGGACUUUUCAUGAAUAUGGCAACCAUCUUGAAAGGCAUUGAUGGUGGUGUCGUCCGCAGUCUGGUUGGCCUUCCCGUCUUCAAGAAGACAUUCGGCUACAACCGCGACGGCAAAUACAUCAUCGCGGCACAAUGGCUCUCAGCCUUCGGAUAUGCCAACCUACUCGGUGCAAUUGUAGGCGCCCUCUGUUCUGGCAUUGCAUAUGAACGACUGGGACCGCGACGAAUGACCGCCGGCUGCUGUGUGCUAUCCAUCGCAUUCAUUUUCAUCCAGUUUUUCAGCUCCACGCCGGCGCAGCUCUUCGUCGGCGAACUCGUCAAUGGAUGCAUCAUUGCCUUUUAUCCGAUUUGUGCGUCGGCAUACGUCGGCGAAGUGACCCCACUAGUACUGCGUGGGUUCGCAGCCACGAUGACCAAUCUCGCCUUUUCAAUUGGUUCGCUGAUCGCCUCGGGUAUCCUCAAAGGAACGGAAUCUUUGGAUAGUCAGUGGUCGUAUAAGAUCCCCAUAGCAACACAAUGGGCUUUACCCUGCAUCAUGCUGAUCCUGGUGGGUUUCUGUCCCGACCCACCCUACUGGUUGUGUCGCAAGGGCCGCUACCAGGAGGCCGCGGUAUCACUGCGCCGUCUCGCAACUCCCGCUGUCGAUGUCUCGCAAAAGCUGGCGCAUAUCAAGCAGACCCUGCGUAUAGAGGAAAGCUAUCAGGGUGAGCGGCCCACCUAUCUCGACUGUUUCCGGGGAACCAACUUCCGGCGCUUAGUUGUCUGCGUCAUGGCAUACGACAUGCAGGCAUUUACCGGUAAUGUAUUCUUCCUCACAUACGCCGUGCAUUUCAUGGAGUUAGCCGGCUUGGACGCAUCCGAUGCGUUCUCGAUGAAUAUUGGCCUGACGGCCCUCGGCCUUCUGGGGACGUGCAUCUCCUGGUUUCUGCUUUCAUACGUUGGUCGACGAACGAUGUAUUUAUUUGGAUGUACCACACUCGCCAUCGUACAGUUCAUAAUCGGCGCCGUGGACCUCGCCCCACGACAGACAUCUACCACGUGGGCGCAGUGCGGUCUGAUGCUAGUCUGCACUUUUGCAUAUGACCUGAGUCUAGGCCCGUUCUGCUAUGUGCUGCUGGCGGAGGUAUCUUCGGCUAAGCUCCGUGGGCUGACGAUUGCAUUAUCUACCGUGACUUGUUUUGUCUGGUCGGUAGUAUUUGCAGUGGUGAUUCCGUAUGCCAUGAACGAGGAUCAAGGAAACUGGCGCGGAAAGAUUGGUUUCCUCUUCUCCGGGCUUAGCGUGCUCUGCGCUUUGUAUUGUUUCUUGUGUAUGCCGGAGACAAAAGGUCGCACAUUCGAAGAGCUGGAUAUUCUUUUCGAUCGCAAAAUCCCGAGUCGCAAAUUCAAGUAUUAUAAAGUGGACAUCGAUGUUGGUGGGAGGCGGUUGGAGUGA
Messenger RNA from Penicillium egyptiacum, 1578 nucleotides. The record is from the annotation of a GenBank genome assembly. Lineage: Eukaryota; Fungi; Ascomycota; Eurotiomycetes; Eurotiales; Aspergillaceae.